Molecule: messenger RNA, 1757 nt
Organism: Calidris pugnax (ruff)
Lineage: Eukaryota; Metazoa; Chordata; Aves; Charadriiformes; Scolopacidae
Gene: MCRIP1
Product: family with sequence similarity 195 member B
Exons: 4
Coding region: 62-352 (96 amino acids)
Source: RefSeq, a predicted model, not a curated record
GAGCCCCCCCCCGCCUCCCUCCCCGCAGCCGAACCGCCGCCGCCGCCGAGUCCACGACGCCAUGGCCAGCUCCCCCGUCUCCCGCGUGGUCUACAACGGCAAGCGGAGCGGCGGCCCGCGCUCCCCGGGCGCUGGCAGCGAGAUCUUCACCCCGGCCCACGAGGAGAACGUGCGCUUCAUCUACGAGGCCUGGCAGUGCGUGGAGCGUGACCUGCGCAGCCAGAUGGGCUCCGAGCGCAGCCUGGUGGAGGAGUACGUGGAGAAGAUGCCGAACCCUAGCCUCAAAGCGUUUAAACCCGUCGACCUGGGUGAUCUGAAGAGGAGGAACACACAGGAUGCAAAGAAGUCCUAAGGCGGGUCCUCCCUGCGGAUCGGCUGGUCUCCUAAGGUCCUCAAGCAGAUUUAAUUUGAGAUUUUGUGUUGAUUUCCUCCUCUGGUCUGUACUCCCAAAAGCCCGCGGGAGAGCCAGUCAGCUUUGGGGCUGGCUCUGAAGCUACCUGAAGUCAAAGAUGCUCAGGGGCUCACUGAGGAUGCCCAGAGCCUGUUGCAAAGGAUUCCGGUCUCCCACUUAUAGCUUUCUCUGGCCUCAAGCUGUCCUUCCCCACUUCAUGCUGGGCUCACAGACCUCCCGUUCUCCUUCCAUCUCUGCCCCUGGUGUGUGAAUAUGUGGGCUCCCCGGGCUCUGGUGUGCGGCAGGGCAGAGCAGAGCAGCAGAGUGUUGUUGGUAGAGGUAGCACUAGUUCUCCACUCCCUCCUGCACGCCCAGGGUCUGUGGUGGGCCAGGGGGAGAAGGAAGGAGAGCUGGUUCUGUCCUCAUGCCUCGGGACAGGCUGGCAGCUCCAGUUCAACACCCUUGGUGCUGCUGGCUGCUGGGCAGGUCACACUCUGGCUGUUCCUUGCUCUCUGGUGGGAGGGUUUAACUUGUACCUGGGCUUCUAGUGCUUGGGACUGGUCAGUGCUGCCAGAGCUCGUGGGUCGUGUCCGAGGUCGGACGUGUCCUUGUGCUUAGGUUGGGCCUGGUCCCUGUGGUGCUGGAGGAGGUGGAGCUGCUCCUCUCUCCUUACAGAUGGAAAGAGAUGGAGUGCCAGCACUGGCCACAGCCCCAAGUGCCCCUGAGGUGCUCGGAGGGGGGGUGUUGGGCUGCGUUCAGCACCCCCCUCCUCGGCCUUGGUGCUCCGGCAGCAGCAGUGGGGGGUGGAUGGUGCUGACUGUGCGGAAAGAAGCUCGUUGGCUUCCUUGCCUGAGCAGCGCCGUGCUGUUUUGUACUAACACCGUUUUCCAGACGUGCACCCUUGGAAAAGAUCUGCCCUCCACGGCUGGCAGAAAUGUCACUGUGUGGGGGCUGCCGUAGUCGGUGUAACUUGCCCCAGGGCGGGGGGAUUUCUUGGGACCCCCGCUCUUGGCAAGGCUCGGGUGGUUUCUGCAUCAUCAUCUUUGAGUGAGGGAGAGCGAUUGUGCCAUCCUCACCCAUCUGAGCAGAGCAGCUGUGUCUCUGUGCCCACAGCAGAGCGUGGGGAGCAGUGGGAGCAGCCCCCUGCCCGCUGUGCCAGUGGGGAGGGGGCUGCUGGGGGCUCUGCCCAGCACCUGUGGGCUUGGGAGGGGUGCGGGGGGGGGAGCUGGGGCUGCCAUUACCUUUCCUUUGUUGAGUCGUUGAGCUAUGCUGUCCCCUUUUCUGUUUUUUUGUUCUGUUUUGUUUUGUUUUGUUUCUGUUGUCUGUCACUUGAGGAGUGUUGUAAAUAAAAGCUGGUGUCCUUUUG